UCACUGUGAAACCAGAGAACCGGGUGGGAGGAAGGCAAGCGGCUGCUCAGGAACCUGGUAACGGGUACCGGUGGCUACUAUCGUGAUUAGCAACCAUUGAUAGUUCCUGGAGGAAGUAGCAGCAGUGGUGAACGUUUGCUUUCCAACCGGCUGAGCUCCAUCUUUUGAAACAAAACCAGAGGUGUGGAGUAAUGAGAGUGGGGGAGUGAAGGAGGCAGUUGUCCCAGUAGAACGUUGGCGAGUGGGAGGCCAAGCAAGAAUGCUGGAGGCCGAUGCAGACCCAGCAGGUGCAGCAGUAGAGCGAGAGGAAGUCGAGAUGGGGAGCGAAGACAUGAAUACCGAGGUGGUGCGGCUGACCCUGGAGCUCCAGGAGGCCACGGAGGAAAAGCUCCAGGCCGCCCGCUAUGGCCUGGAGGUGCUGGAGGAAAGUGCGGCUCUCAAGAUGAAACACAGGCAGCUGGAAGAGGAGUAUGAAACCCUCAAAGGGGAGCUACAGCAGCUCAGAGAGGCAUUCGCAGACUCUGUGAGCAGCCAGAAGCGUGCAGCGGCUGAUGGAGAGUGUCGGGAAGAGAACCUGCUGCAGGAGACCGCCUCUAAGGAGGCUGCCAUGGCUACACGCUUGGAUGAAGUCCAGGCAGAGCUCAAGCAAGCGCGCCUCGCACUGAGCAAUGCCCAUGCAGAGAUUGAUAGGCUGGGGGUGGUCUCCACCCAGCUAAAGAAGGAGUGUGAGUGUCUGGAGGCUGAAAAGGGCCAUCAGAGGGAUGAGAUGAAGGAAUAUAAAGUACGUGAGCUGCGCCAGCUGCAGGACAAUGGUGAAUUAGAAGAAGAAAAUAUCUCUCUGCAAAAACAGGUGUCUGUGCUCAGGGAAAACCAGGUCGAGUUUGAAUCGAUAAAGCUGGAGCUGACCCACAAGAACGAGGAGCAGGAGGAGCUGCGAGCUCAGAUGGAGGAGGCUGCCAGGCUGAAGGAGAUAGCAGAGCGGCAGCUGGAUGAGGCCCUGGACGCCCUGAAGGAGGAGAGGGAGCAGAAGAACUGUCUGCAGCGAGAACUCUCCGCCCUGACGCUCAACCCCUUCGACUCGGUGGGGAACCUGGAGCUCCACCUGGAGCAGCUGGAUGACAGCCAGGAGGAGGGCCAGGGGGGAGAGGGAGAGGAUCAGGACAGUGGCAUUAAUAAUGGUCCUGGGUCUGCUCCCGGUUCUGCUCACCCUCCUCACUUGGGGGGCUCCAAAAGUAAUGGCCUCAUCCAACGCUACUCCACUCCACGCAGCAGCGACAUGUUCCUGCGUGCUCCCGCCUCUGGGCUGGUGUCGGACCUGCUGAGUGAGCUACACUUUUCAGACAGCCAGAAACUGAAACAGCAACUCUUACAGGCAGAACGAGAGAAGUCCAGUCUGAUUAGCAAGGUGGAGGAACUGCAGAUGCAGCUGGUGAUGUCCAAACAGGCUUUCAGUCAGCAAGCGGACAAGGUUGGGUCUCUCACGCAACAGCUGGAAGCUGUGCAGAGCAGCCAGCAGCACGGCCACGAGGCAGGAAACCGGGCAGACGACGAGACGGAGAACGGAGACGGUAGCAAUGUCUUUGACUAUGAGGUAGACACCAAGAGCAAGGAGGUGCUGGAAGCGCGAAUGCGUUCAGCCAACGAAGAGCUCCUGAAGCUACGAGAUGAACUGUCUCAGGCGGGAGCUCGUUACAACACACUGGAGAACAGGUACAGGCAGGAGAAGGAUCGAUGGCGGGGAGAGGCCCAGGAGCUGGCUGACAAGAUCCGUCAAUGCAUCAAGUCCAGCAAGCAGGACCAAGAGCGCAUCAGUGAGCUGGAGAAGGAGAUUGGAGCCACAAGGAAAGUAGCCAUUGAUUCAGAAGGGCAUUUGAGCGUCGCCCAGGAAGAGCUGCUGGCUUUCUCUGAGGAGCUGUCCAACCUCUACCACCACAUCUGCGUGUGCAACAACCUGACGCCCAAGCGCGUCACCCUGGACUAUUACCGCGAUGGUGCCAGGGCAAGUUUCGCAGGAGGUAGUGCACGAAGAUCGUACUACGCCCACCCCCAGCAAAACUCCCAGAAGAAGCCGCGAGCCAAUGAUGCGUUCGUCUCCAAAGCUUCAGUGUUGCAGUUUAUGGGGGAGGUGGACAGUGCAGGAGCCAGCGGUGACUCUCCUAGUUGCCCCGGAUCCCCCACCCUGGAUUUCAGGGACCCUUCAAACGUCUGCAACUUGGUAGCGGUCAUCCGUUGCCAGAUCAAACACCUCCGGGUGGCAGUGGACCUCUGUCGUCAGAGGGGUGCGAUGCCUUACUCGGGGUUCAGCAGCAGCGGAGAGUCAGAGCGCGAUGCUGAAAGCCUAAUGGAAGAAGUACUAAAACUCAAGUCCCUUCUCAGCACUAAGAGAGAACAGAUCGCUACCCUCAGGACUGUCCUCAAGGCUAAUAAACAGACAGCAGAGUUGGCUCUGUCCAAUUUAAAAACUAAGUACGAGACGGAGAAGAGCAUGGUGUCGGAGACCAUGAUGAAACUGAGGAACGAGCUCAAAGCCUUGAAGGAGGACGCUGCCACCUUCUCUUCACUGCGAGUCAUGUUUGCCAGUCGGUGUGACCAGUAUGUCACCCAGCUGGACGAGAUGCAGAGGCAGCUGGCAGCAUCCGAGGAUGAGAAGAGGACCCUGAAUUCUCUGCUGCGUAUGGCCAUACAGCAGAAACUGGCUCUCACUCAGCGUUUGGAGGACCUGGAGGCCCCUCUGUCUCCCCACAGCUUGAACAGCAGCCCCCGCCGCUCCCGGGCCAAAGAGCUGGCCACCAAGUCAGGCCGGGGUCCGAGGAGCCCCCGAAGCAGUCCUGCUCGCCCCCCGUUGAGAAGCAGUCCGCGGGCUAGCCCCGUUCUCGGCGGCAGCGUCUCUGCGUUGGCCACGCACCACCUGCGAGGUUUAACCCGAAGUCUCCAUACAAGCCCUCGCUGAAACACUCCUCCUAUCACUCCAAACCCCCUCUUCUCCAUAAGGACCUGUCUCCAUGUUGACUCCCCGGCUCCCUGUCACAUCCCAGAUAUGAUGCAACAUUUCCCAGUCUACCCACCAGAACCAUGGAUUUAAAAAAGCAAAAAAAACAAAACAAAAAAAAAAAAAGAUUGUCUCAUCCCGCCCACUUGGUUUUCUCGGAUCGGAGAAACCUGCAUGCAGCCUGGAGCAGGAUGAGGAUGAAAUGUGCUGCUCAUUGCUCUGUGGAGUCAUUGACUGUGUCUUUGUCCCAAGUGGAGCCAACUUCCAUCUGGUCUUGGUCAAGGCUGCUGUGUGUUGUGGUGAACCAGUGACAGUAUUUAUUCCAGAAGGAGGGAUGUUUCAUGUGCAGUAUUUACUGUCCUCAGACUUUGAUUUGAGGCUCUGAUCUUUUCUUUUUUUUAAGGCUGUAUGUCUUUCCACUCUUGCCUUUUAGUCUGGCAUCCUUUAGUGUCCAUACGCCAUUAGAUCACUUGUGAUAACUCUCCCGAGUAGUUGUUUUUGCAGAACAAUGCAGCCUUACUAACAUAGUUGCUAUCCCACAAGUAGAGAGCUUGCUAUUGUGUUGCGGGUCCUCCCUUUCACUGGUGAUACAGUUGCAUUACUUUUCUUUGUCCUGUGACGUGCCUGGCACUUUGGCUUUUGUCCAUUAUCCGCGCCCCUUUAACUCGAGGUCAGUAAAAAUGCUAUUUAGUUGAUGGAAAUAGAUCAGCCAUAAGUUCACCACCUCAGGUCAAGCAGAGUAAUCAAGAUUCAUGAUUUGGAAGAUCCUUAAUGAGCAGCUUACUUUGCAAACUAUGCAGACCAAGUCAGGACGCUUCCUGCUGUUUAGAGUCGGGGUGAGUUUUAAACCUCACCUUCACUAUCGUACAAAAUGGCUGCAGCUGUUUUACAACAGCCAUUUAGCAUCUCUCACAAUAAGCAGCUUUUGGGAAAUAUCUGGGCAUUGCAAGCAUCCCAUUGGCUGAUAAUGUAAUUUCCUGCUUGUUUGGCUGUUGACAGUCUCACUUCACUUAAGAAUUCAAGUGGCUUGGUUUAGACAGAAACAAACACGUGCACACUUCUCUUGGCUACAUAAUCACAACAGCAGCUCCCAUUCAGCUUCUGCUUCUCUCACUCCUUUGUACAACUAAGCCACAAUACUCACGUUUUGUAUUCCAUCAGUUAAUGUCACCAUGUUUUUGUCUGCUACCAAAGUAAGCACGUUGUAAUGAACUAGUAUUACCCACACAACACUGAGGCUACAGCAUCCAUUGCGUUUAGUUAGCAAUGCUAAUAGUGCUAGCAGGCUGCUGUUAGAGUCGCUGCUUGUAGAAAAAUUAAAUAAUGAUAUUAUACACAAAAAGCAUUACAGAGUGCUUUGCAUCUAGUAGCACAUUAUGACUUAAAAGAAAGAAUAAAUACAUUUCACAAAACGAAAUCUCUCAAAGAGAGGCGUAACUGUAAUGUGACAUUGCUUUACUAUGAGGAGCUCCACUAGCAGAAGGCUUGGAUUGCAAAGAAAAGACACAAAGAAGAAGAAAACGUGUAUCUGCUGAUUUCCCCCCCCCCCCCAGCGCGAGUUGCUGCUAGAGUAGUUUGAUGCCGGGGCUGUGAUGUGAGGACAGCAGCACAAAUGUAAACAUUGGCACUGCCUCAUUGAAUGCAGUUAAAUAUUCACUUUGAAUUGACCUGUAGUAGACCAAUCAUGUUCUUUAACAUUUGGAAACAGCCGUUUGACAAAUGAGAACUGAAUGCAACGAAAUGUUGCAUCCAUUUUGUUUUUAGCUCGACUGUCCUGUGGUUUAGUAGAGGAGGCCACAACCUGCUGAUUCCUUAUAUUUUUGGUGCCUUGGUUUUGAUUUUGUCUGUCUUUAGAUGACCUCACAUUUUCUAAAUACUUUUCAACACUGUAGUUGUGAUUUUUGAAGGUAUGUUUUAUUUACUUUCUCAUGACGCAGUGUUAGCACUGAAUAAGGUGAUGUCUCAUUUUGGUAAAUAUUUUCAUAUUUUAGCUUGCAUGCCGGCUUUCAAGAACUCAUUAGUGUGAACUAAUGAAUAAUGAACGCAGAAAAUCAAGAACAUGUAUGAAAAACAUUAUAGAAGGUUAGCUUCUUGCUAAGAAGUGGAAAUGCUUUAACAAUAUGUGAUAUUUCUUCGAAGGUUGUAAAUGGGUUCCUUGAUCUAUGUAAUUCAUUCUGUGCAGAUUUGUGUAUAAUUUAAUUACCACUAUUGUAUAAUAAUUGAACUGAACUGUAUUUAUGUGGUCUGCGUUCCGUGUCUGUGACUUGUUAUAGAGGAUGACGUGCACACUCCGCAUUAACACAUUGGAUGGUCCUCAACUUUUUAUGCGUGUGCAAUUUCCUUUCAUUGACUUGUGAACCGCUCAUGAAAAAUAAAAACAAGCCAACACUGUA
Anarrhichthys ocellatus (wolf-eel) is the source of this 5382-nucleotide messenger RNA. Its product is annotated as protein bicaudal D homolog 2. The record is from RefSeq and is a predicted model, not a curated record. The coding region runs from base 260 to 2950 and encodes 896 amino acids. The transcript has 10 exons. Gene Ontology annotation, cellular component: Golgi apparatus; cytosol. NCBI's taxonomy places the organism in Eukaryota, Metazoa, Chordata, Actinopteri, Perciformes, Anarhichadidae. Gene Ontology annotation, biological process: regulation of microtubule cytoskeleton organization; microtubule anchoring at microtubule organizing center; protein localization to organelle. Gene Ontology annotation, molecular function: dynein complex binding; cytoskeletal adaptor activity; dynactin binding.